GCCUUGCCAGACUGUUUAAAAUGAAAUAUAAACAUUGCAAAAGUGCUGCCAGACUUAUGACAAAAAAAUGACUCACGGACAGUGUUAAGUCGAAUAGUUUAAACAAUAUCAUAAUAAUUAGCAUACCAUUAUAAGAAGAGCGAAAUGGGAUUAUUUGGCAAAACUCCCAGCAAAGACCCCAAAGAACAGGUGCAAGAAUGGACGCACAAGAUACGAAAGGAGGGUAAUCAGCUUGAUAGGCAGAUACGAAGUAUACAGCGUGAAGAGGAAAAAGUGAAGCGGUCUCUCAAACAGGCAGCCCAAAAAGGUGACCGUGACACCUGCAUCAUUCUCGCCAAAGAGAUUGUGAACGCGCGAAAAGCAAUAAAUCGUAUAUACACAUCUAAGGCGCAUCUGAAUUCCGUACAGAUGCAGAUGAAAAAUCAAUUGUCUACUUUGCGGGUUGCUGGCUCGUUACAGAAAUCCACAGAAGUCAUGCAGGCCAUGCAAAAUCUUAUUAGAUAUCCGGAGUUGGCGGGCAUUAUGCGGGAUAUGUCAAAGGAAAUGAUGAAGGCUGGCAUAAUCGAGGAGAUGUUGGACGAGACCAUGGAUUCGCUGGAAGAGUCUGAGGAGUUGGAGGAGGAGGCAGCAAAGGAGGUCGACAAAGUACUCUGGGAAAUCACGGACGGUAAACUGGGUGAGGCUCCACUACCACCUGAAGCAACGCCAGCAGACAAAACACCAGCAGCUACCGCCCGUGUUGCGGUCGAGGAUGAUGACGACGAUGGUGAAGAGUUAGAGGAAAUGCAGAGUCGCUUAGCAUCGUUGCGGUCAUAAACAAUUUGCAGAAAAGGGACAGUGUGCAUGUUGAAAAUAUUAGAUUCGAAUUUUAAAAAUUUAGCUUAUGAUUAUUAUUUUAUCAUAGUACCUUGCACGCCACCAAAAUCCAAAAUAUUGCUCCGAUCCCCGAUAGUAAAUUAUAAAAACAAAAAUAACAGUGAAAGUCUAUAAAC
Drosophila hydei is the source of this 992-nucleotide messenger RNA. It is a transcript of the gene Vps24, whose product is annotated as charged multivesicular body protein 3. NCBI's taxonomy places the organism in Eukaryota, Metazoa, Arthropoda, Insecta, Diptera, Drosophilidae. The record is from RefSeq and is a predicted model, not a curated record. Gene Ontology annotation, biological process: late endosome to vacuole transport; endosome transport via multivesicular body sorting pathway; protein transport. Gene Ontology annotation, cellular component: ESCRT III complex; multivesicular body. Bases 145 to 816 code for a protein of 223 amino acids. The transcript is spliced from 3 exons.